Histoplasma capsulatum G186AR is the source of this 1010-nucleotide messenger RNA. RefSeq lists its product as uncharacterized. The transcript is spliced from 3 exons. Bases 1 to 612 code for a protein of 203 amino acids. The record is from RefSeq and is a predicted model, not a curated record. NCBI's taxonomy places the organism in Eukaryota, Fungi, Ascomycota, Eurotiomycetes, Onygenales, Ajellomycetaceae.
AUGUCGUCGACUUCAGAAAACUCUUCUCUAAUAAAUAUUCAACAGCUUAUGGAUCUGUUACAAAAUGAAAGGAUAGUUGAGUAUCAUAAUAUCUCAGAGUCCACAGCGAAAGAGUUUCUUGAACCUGCUGACUGCAAAAAUCUGAAAAUCAUAAUGCCAGACUGUGCUAUUUUUGUUUCUACCCUCACAUACCCCACGAUAGCAAUGGAGAUUGCAUAUACGGAGACCUAUGAGGAUCUGAAAGAAAAUGCCCGUCUGUUACUUGAAGGGACAGCAGGAGAGAUAUCAGUUGCUAUUCUAGUAAAAAUAGUGCCUCUCAGAUCAGAUGAAAGUCAUAUUCAAUCUGCAUUUGUACAGCUCUAUGAAUACAGCUCUACACAAAACAGAGCUAUUCCUAGAGGAGGCCGCAAGACGCUCUUUCCAGUACCCAACAAUCAUGCCCGUCAAAGGAUUGAAUUUUCGUGGGAAGAUGUUCUAAAAUCUCAGCUUCCACAAAUACAGCCUGUCUCAGCAACUCCACCUCCACUUCUUCUUGAUGAUCUUCGUGAGAUUAUCGAUGCUUAUACCGAGAGACAUAUUCGAUUGCGCGACGUCGAAGAACGGCUUAAUUGAUCAUUUUGUUAUACAAUCUGUGAGUAUACAUGAUAAUGUUGUUGAAAGUUUUUACAAGUUUAUUUUUAUUCUGUGAAAUUGGACUGACUGUAAUUGAAGCGACAAUGGAAAGCCCGUUCAAAGCUAAGUUCGAACUUAAGCGCUCCAUCGAUAAAUCUGAGGGAUUCAAGAGCGAAAAGUGCUGGCGAGAUGGGGAUUGUUAUUCGUUAUGAAACUGAGGGGGCGAUGAGGAUUAUUUUCGGGAUAGGCUGGGGGAGGCGCUGAUUGAUUAUUGGGAAUAAUUCAUGUUUAAAUUGUGAGGGGUAUAAUGAUACCAAAAAGCAUGUUUCUACGACUGUAUUUUUAUUCUUUACAAUUGAGUGAUGGUAGUUGAGAGUGGUUCACUGUGAAAGAGAAGU